GACGGUGGCGCAGACGUGAAUAAAGUGGGUGUUCGUGUGUGUCCGCUUUUACGUUUUGUUUAAAAUUACUUUUGGUGGUAGUUAGCAGGGAAAUAGCUUCAAGGCUAACCUGGAGUGUAGGUUGAGUCCCAAUAGUAGUUUAGCAUUUCUGCUUAACCCCGCCCUUGCUGAGUUUUAAUUGGUUGGUGUUUGCUGGAGUCAUGUGUCGUCACCUUCGUCGAGCCCUCUGAUUGGCUGCAGAAGCCGUCCAUCAUCUUUUCACCACUUGUUGCUAGGGAGAUUGUUUGAUGCUACCAGCGGCGCUACCUGUCACUUUUCGGGGUAAACAGAAGCGCAACUUAUCUCUCAAACCGACAUUUAGAGCGACUUUAAGCUUCACGGUGAAGCAGUUUCGAGCGUUUGAUGGCAGAGGCGGGCGUCUGAAUCCAUGAAGUAGCGUGCGGCUCACGUCAUAAGGACGGAGAUAGGCGCAGCUGUGGAGAGGAGGGAGGGACCGACCGAGCCGCCGCCGCCGAACCGACUCCCUCAUUCACCUUCAGCUGCGCCCACCACCAAGUAGUGUCCUGUCCAGGGCGGGGUGGUACCUCCAGAUCACGGCUCACCAUGUCUGACCCGCUGAAUCUGCGACAAUGAGAGGGCAGGGCAGUCCGCGGUGCGAGCCGACAUCACUUCUCUAGUGUUUGGGAGGAUGGAGUGGCUGCUAGCAGAUUCCCAUUAACAUGUGCUUGAUGCAAAUGUAGGACUGGGAGGAUGAGCUCCUCAUGAAGAACAAAGUGGAAACCUCAUCUGGAUCCUGUGGAGCUUUCUGAAACAGUCCUGCUGAAGACCCCGUCCCCUCACGGUCCUCAUCCACUUUUUGUGUUCAUGUAUCUGUCCCCAUCUUUUAGUGGUAGCACUGAAGUGUUGAUCCGAGAGAGUUGGCCCCUUUUUUGUUUUUAUUUUUUACUUUCACCUUUUGUUCCUUUGUAAAGAAAUGCUUUACCUGAAAAAGUACUUCACAGAGGGCCUGAUUCAGUUCACCAUCCUUCUGAGUCUCAUUGGGGUGCGGGUGGACGUUGACACCUAUCUGAGCAAUCAGCUGCCCCCGCUGAGAGAGAUCAUCCUGGGGCCGAGCUCAGCCUACACCCAGACACAGUUUCACAACCUGCGCAACACGCUGGACGGCUAUGGCAUCCAUCCAAAGAGUGUGGACCUGGACCACUUCUUCACCACUCGACGUCUGCUGAACCAGGUGCGCCAGCUGGAUCGCCUCUCCGUGCCCAGUACCGAGCUCAACACCUGGCUGGUGCAUCGGGACUCUGAGACUGUGGUGUCCGCCAGCAGCCAGUCCAGCCCCAGCAUCACCCUGGACAAUGGGGCCGGCCUAGAGGACGUUGACAACCCUGACGCUACCCCGGCCAUGAGGGGAGGAAGCGGAGCGCCUGAAUCCACGUACAACCUGAACGCAGCGGACAGCAGCCUGGGAGCCGUGGCCCCUGAGGGCAACCAGGAACAGGGCAACAGGGACAGCAAUGACGACCUGACCAAAGAGGACAUCGACUUGAUUGACAUCCUAUGGCGACAGGACAUCGACCUCGGCGCAGGCAGAGAAGUGUUCAACUACAGCAACCGUCAGAAGGAGAGCGAGGAGGAGAAGCCCAGCCCGCAGGACAGCAAGGAGGCCAGCGAGGAGCAGGAGAGCUGGAGGAAUGGCAUCAACCUCCAGGGAUCGGCGCCGGUGGACGGGGAGACCGGAGAGAGCAUCCCGGAGCAGCUCCAGAGCCUCGGCUCACAGACUUCACCGUCUCUCCAGGAAUGCCUGAGGCUCCUGGAGGCCACGUUCCCGUUCGGAGAAGAAGCUGAGUUCCCGGCCCGGGUCGUCACCUCAGAAGUGGCCGUCUCCAACGAGGACGUCCCGUCUACGUCUCAGGGCCUCGCCGCGGUUCCCGCCGCCGAGCCGCCGCUCGACCUGGAGCAGCAGUGGCAGGACAUCAUGGCCAUCAUGGAGCUCCAGGCGAUGGAGGUGAACAGCACGGCGCCGCUCCCUGGCUCCGCCGCCGGGACGCCGGAGUCCGGCGCCGCGGGGCAGUUUGGCCUGCCGGCCCGGCCGACGCCCAUCAACCAGGACGUGAGCCUCCACCAGGCGUCGCUCCCCAGCUGCAGCCAGGACUUCCCGCCGCCGUUCAACCCGCAGCUGGACUCGGCCGGCGCCCCGCAGAGGGCCCCCCUGCUCCGGCCGCCGUCCGGCAACUCCUCCAACGUCAACUCCACCUUCGGCGCCACCAACCUGACCGGGAUCUUCCUGCCGCCGCACGUGAACGGCUCGGCCAGCAACGCCACGGCGGCGGCGGCGGUCCUGGCCGACCCGUUCGGCAGCCUGCUGGAGGAGGCCAUGCUGGACGAGAUCAGCCUGCUGGACCUCGCCAUGGAGGAGGGCUUCAGCCAGGCGCAGGCGUCGCAGCUGGAGGACGAGCUCGACUCCGACUCCGGCCUGUCCCUGGACUCCAGCCGCAGCCCGGCGUCCCCCAGCAGCUCCGAGACGUCCUGCUCCUCCGCCGCCUCCUCCUCCUCCACCUCCGCCACCUUCUCGGAGGAAGGCGCCGUGGGCUACAGCACCGACUCGGAGGUGGCGGCCGCCGAGCCCGAGGAGGGCGCCGUGGGCGGCUACCAGCCCGGCUACAGCAAGCUGUGCCGCAUGAGCUUCCAGGACCCCACGCAGUUCCACGGCCUGCCGCAGCUGGACGGCGUCGGCCACAACCACACCUACAACCUGCCGCUGGCCUCCGCCUUCCCCGAGCGCCCCGAGCUGCCGCUGGCCGCCGGCAAGAAGGCGGCGCGCGACAAGCAGGGCGCCAAGUUCCAGCCCCCCCAGGACUUCCUGGACAAGCACUCCAGCCGCGACGAGCGCCGCGCCCGCGCCAUGAAGAUCCCCUUCUCCAACGACAAGAUCAUCAACCUGCCGGUGGAGGAGUUCAACGAGCUGCUGGCCAAGCACCACCUGAGCGAGGCGCAGCUGGCGCUCAUCCGCGACAUCCGGCGCCGCGGCAAGAACAAGCUGGCGGCGCAGAACUGCCGCAAGCGCAAGCUGGACACUAUCAUCAACCUGGAGCAGGGCGUGCAGGACCUGCGGCGCGACAAGGCGCGGCUGCUGAAGGAGAAGAUGGAGUUCCUGCGCUCCAUCCGCCAGAUGAAGCAGAAGAUGCAGAGCCUGUACCAGGAGGUGUUCGCCCAGCUGCGGGACGAGGAGGGCCGGCCCUACCCCCCCAGCCAGUACUCGCUGCAGUACGGCGCCGACGGCAGCGUGCUCGUCACGCCGCGCGGCGCCGCGGCCGCCGAGCAGGGCCGCAAGCCCGAGAAAAAACAGAAGGACAAGAAGAAGUGAGGGCGGGACCGGCUGCAGUUUAUUCUAUCACUUUGCUAAAAUCAAUAAGAAAGAUUUCUGCAGAUGCAAGAGAGAUGUCCUUUUUUCCUUUAAGAAGAUUCUGGUGAGUAGAGAAAUGGCGUUUGACUACUCUUCCUGCGUUAGUUUCUCCUUUUUCAUUCUGUUCCUACAUUUUCUUACCUGGAAACAACUUUGAAGCAGAAGCGGCUCCUCGUUCCGGCGAGGAGAGGAGGGAAACGAAAAGGACACAACGUGAGCUAUUAGAGAAAACAAUUAGCCGCUCUUGAUCCUUUUGCGCCAAACCACCGAGGAGGAGGGUGGAGGAGGAGGACGGAGGAGGUCCGUGGACGGUUGGAGGAGCUCUGCCCCGAUCGGAUCGCUGAGGGAUUCCUCUGGUCACGGAGGCUUUUCCGUUUCAGGACGGCGUCUGGGUGCGCUGGAGGGCGGAGUCGACCACAGGCGACCAGGAGGGCCUCCGCUUUGAGGAUGCCGUUGACACCAGUACGAACCAGAGGCUGGGCGGAGCUCCUGGUCCGGCUGGGCGGCGCCCUGGAGGGGUGGGGUACGUGGGAGGACGGUGGCGAGCGUCCCGGGCCGGCCGCCGCUGAAAAGAGGCCCGGGAGGUCCUGCGGAGGAUGUUUUCAGGAGGAGGCACACUGCAUUGCAAAAUGUAUCAACUCCCUUAUAAAUUAUACAUAGCACUGUAAUUUGUCCUUAAGAGGCUUGGCUGUUUGCAUUCUGCUGUCUGUCGCUGUUCCUUCGCUGCAGGUUUAACUCCGGGAGCUGCGUCUAGGAAGGCUCUAAUUAACUGUUCAUAAUCUGUAGUAUAAGCAAGGUUAGAGGAUUUUAGCCACAUCAGCUUCACUUUAAACAAGCCCACUCUCUCUCCGUUCAUCUGAAGACUCUUUAAGCAGCGGCUGGAGGAGCAGGAAUCCCUCCUCGUCACCGAUUUGCCAACGAGACUCGCCUGCAUGAGGAGCGACCAGCGCCGCGUUCAGGGAAACAGCCACAGAGGAGGAAACCUGUCAUCUGCAUUUUGAGAAUGGACUGACAAUUAUGUUGGAACAUCAAGAUUAAAGAUUGUAAUUACAGAUUACUAAUACAAAGUGAAUGACCGAAUGUUAAAAAACUUAAUGAAGCUUCAACCUCAUUUGGAAUCGUCAAAGUUAAAAGUCAAAGACAUUGUGAAUUUCUGAUUAUAAAUAAGUUGAAAUAGAAAAGUGAAUUAAACAUUUUGAAUUGGAUUACGAUUUAUUAGUAAAAGUGAAAUCAAAAUGGAAAAAAGUCAGACGGCUGAAGUUGAAAAAAAAUUAAAUAUGUUGGAAAAACCCUCAGAUUAGGAAUAAAAACAGAAAAACCAAAUAUUCUGGAGAUAAGAGGAAAUGUAAUUAUUUAAGGCAAAAUAAAAUGAGUAAAGUGAAGUAAAUUAAAAAGAAGGGAAACAUGAAAACAGGCGGUUUGAAACGAAGGCAAAAUGUGGCUGAAGUGAAAAUGUUGAAGUUACCAAAGGGAAACCUGUCGGGAUGUGUUCAGAGGUUCAAAAAAUGUUUUAGGUUAAAGGUUAAAAAAAAAAGUUCAUCUUAAAAACCAGGAAUAAAGUUAAGAUUUUCAAAAGCAAGUUGGAAACUUUAAGUUCAGAUUUUUUUUUCCUAAAUUAGUUUUUAUUCAUUGAAAUAGAGACGUUAGGUGUUUACAUUGAAAAACAAGAAAUAUGUGGAAUAAAGCCAAAGUUGAUGCAGGUUGUGUUGUAGGAAGAAGUGACGAUAUGGCGUGUUUGUUAAAGCUGCAGUAUUUAUUCCUUUUAUCGUGAAGAGUUCGGUUUGCUGACGAGAUGAGCUCGCGCCGACAUCCUUCCUGUAGUACCGCUUCGUACCAGCAGGCGGUGAAGCGAGUCACUUUCAUUUGCGAAGUCCUUCCUCUGUGGUUUUUCCUGAACGUUUCACUCCGGACCUCCGGACAGGUGAAGCCCAGCAGAGGCUUUUGUUUGUUUUUUAACUGAAGUGCUGUAAAGUCGCGCCGUCGGCUUCGAUUCUCACUUUUGUUUCACCGUUUUUAUUUUUCCCUCCUGAAGCGGCGGAUCAGUCACACUUCGAUGUGAAUGCCUUCAUUUUACAACCACAGUAUCUUCACUUUUAAGAUUUUUGGGAACCGAGUUAGAAGAAGAAAAGAGAAGAAAAAAAAUAAUCACCACGUUCUCAAAGUAGAAGUGCUAUUAUCGUCUCUGAAUGAAGUGUGUGUCCGUGUGUCGUUUCACCUGCCGUGGGAACCGAGGGGGCGGCGAGCGCGGAGGAAGUCCUCGUCCAGCCCGGUUAGCGUUCACUCCGGUGUAACUCAGCACUGCUAUACUUCGUGCACUUUCUCCCGUCCGUCUGCUUCCUUUCUGUAAAUAUUUCCAUGUGGGUUUUGAUUUGUGUCGUCCGUCUCCAUAACCAGUCUGACCCGGGCUUUCAGUUUGGAUGUAGUUUCCAGAUAUUUGCUGGCAAUCAAGAAUUGUUUUUAUUGAUUAAUAAAGUGUUUUUAUUUUCACCUGU
Molecule: messenger RNA, 5892 nt
Organism: Salarias fasciatus (jewelled blenny)
Lineage: Eukaryota; Metazoa; Chordata; Actinopteri; Blenniiformes; Blenniidae
Gene: nfe2l1b
Product: nfe2 like bZIP transcription factor 1b
Exons: 6
Coding region: 974-3361 (795 amino acids)
Biological process (GO): regulation of transcription by RNA polymerase II
Cellular component (GO): nucleus
Molecular function (GO): RNA polymerase II cis-regulatory region sequence-specific DNA binding; DNA-binding transcription factor activity, RNA polymerase II-specific
Source: RefSeq, a predicted model, not a curated record